AUGCUAGGACGGCUCAAGAGAGUCCUGGGGCGGCGGGGCAAAGAGGAAGCCACAACUGCGGCACCAACCACUUCCGCUUCUGUGGAAAAUGCGAGCGAGGGAAGUGAAUCAGGCAGAGUAGAGGAUAAUAUUCACAGCGCAAGCGAUUAUUGGAAGAUGGCGAAUAACCAGUUAAGCGAGGCCGAAAGAGUUACUCUGUCAACAGUUCUCCCAGAGACACCGACUCACCCUCACAACAGUCAUUUACGGACGAAGGAAAUACUGGGCCGGGUCCUCGAAGCAACUGAAGAGCAGUACAAGGAGUACCUGGAAAGCCGGACCACCAUCCGAACAACAGCGCACAGGAUCCUGAACUCCGCACUGUCUUUUCAGGAUAUAGUCAGUACCGUCGUUCGAUUCGAUCCAACCGGCCAUGCUUCGCACGCCUGGGCGAUCGUAUCCCUCGGGUUAACGAUGGCUAAAAACCACGCAGACCUGCGGAAUGCUCUUUUCGAUUCUUCAGCAUACCUGGCGGAUGUUUUAACCCGCUGCGCCUUUAUCGAAGAGCAUCUUUAUCGGGAGAGUGACACAGCGGUACCGCCAAAUAUCGAAAAGGGACGAUCAAUUGUCCGGGUUUAUGCAGCAAUACUGCGCUAUGCGGCCGAGGUGCGCAGGGUCCAAGAGUUCAACACAGGGAGAGACGUAAUGGAAAGUAUUACAGCCAUAACGGAUAAGCCACUCAUACAGCUCAAGUCGGCAAUUAAGGAAGAGGAAUUAAAUCUGCAGCUCUGGCUGCUUUUAGACCAGCACCUGCAUCGCAAAGCCGAGGCAGAUGCCAUACUUGGUCAUAUUGACGAAUUGAUAGCGGCUGUCGAGGAGGUAGGCAAAGUAGUUGCCAUGCUCAAUUUGCCUUUUGUUGACUGUGCAUGUUUCGACUCCUUCGAAGAUCAACAUGAAGAUGAAUGCCUUCUUGGAACACGGACAGAACUGCUUCAGCAGAUAAAGUCCUGGGGCAACUCAAGGGAUACAAGCAUAUUCUGGUUGGCUGGCAUGGCAGGAACGGGCAAGUCCACUGUUGCAAGGACAGUGGCCCGAUGCUUUAUGGAGGGAGGCAUCCUCGGGGCAAGCUUCUUCUUCAAAAGGGGUGAUGGGGAUCGCGGCUCAGCAGCAAGGUUUUUUCCAACAGUUGUCAAGCAAUUGGCUGCCCGUAUUCCGCAGACAAUCCCCGGGAUUCAAAAAGCCAUAGAGAACGACCCUACAGUUGCAACGAAGUCGCUUCGGGAGCAGUUUGACAAACUUCUGCUGCAGCCAUUACUUGCCGUGAGUGGGCCACAAGCGGCAACUCCUAUCGUAAUUGUCGUCGACGCCCUGGAUGAGUGCUCACGGGAGGAAGACAUAGAGGUCAUCCUCGAGCUGUUACCCAAGGUCCCAAAGAUGAUUCAAUUCUUUAUAACAGCCCGGCCCGACUCAGCGAUCCGCUUCGGCUUCGAUCAAUUUGAUCAGAGCGAUUACAAAAAAACCAUCCUUCAAAAUAUCGGCGAUGAUGUGAUAAAACGAGACAUUACCGUAUAUCUUCGGGAAGAAUUCUCUAAAUUGAGGCAGAAGCGCCGGCGUGCUCUUCCCCCGGAUUGGCCUGGAGAAGAGAGAAUUGAGGCUCUAGCAACAAUGGCCGCUCCCCUUUUCAUAUUCGCGGCAACUGUGUGUCGCUUUGUGGCUGAUAGAAGAUUCAAUCCAGAGAAGCGGUUGGAAGAGUUCCUUGCAGAACCCUCAGGGUCUAAGAUGGAUAAGACAUACCGUCCAGUGCUGAAUCAACUUUUCGCCGACAACGAAAGCGACAUGGAGCUGCUGGUCGACGAGUUUCAGAAAAUCAUUGGCGUGAUUGUUCUUCUUGCUGCUCCACUCUCAUUAAGUGCCCUUGCACAGCUCCUCAAGAUACCAGAAGGAGAUAUCAGCACUCGAUUAGAUUCAUUCCAUUCAGUACUCAGCAUACCUGAUGAUCCACACUUACCAAUCCAGGCGCUGCAUUUGUCCUUCCAUGACUACCUCGUCGACGGGCGCACAGGAGCCCAGGAAGCCACCUCUCAAUUCUGGGUAGACAAAAAAGAGAAGCACGGCCUGAUAGCCAGGCAUUGUCUAACACUCAUGAAUUGUUCGCUUAGAAAGAAUAUUUGCAGGUUGCCAAGUUAUGGAACACUCCGAGAGGAAAUUGAGCGUGCUUCUAUCACAAGCUUUCUUCCAGAUGCGCUCCGGUACGCUUGUCGCUACUGGGCUUAUCAUCUAAUCCAGAGCUCAGCAUCGGCAAGGGACUCGGAGCAGAUCCUGCCCUUUCUAGAGAAGCACUUUCUUCAUUGGUUAGAGUCGAUGAGCAUCCUGGGAAUGACGCCGGAGGCCAUUAAUGCUGUCACYGCGUUGCUAGAACUACUGGAUGCUUCACCCAAAAACGCGGUAUUCCUCUUUCUCUCGGAUGCCAGACGGUUUAUGCUCAAAAAUGCGCGCAUUGCCGAGAGAGCACCACUGCAGCUGUACUGCUCCGGCCUGAUUUUCGCCCCGCAACAAGCCCUAAUUCGAAUGCUCUUCAAGGACAAUAUCCCUUACUGGAUCUCGCGGCUACCAAGUGUCGAAGAGAACUGGAGCCCUGAGCUCCAGACCUUUGAAGGCCAUUCUCACGCGGUCAAUUGCGUGAGAUUUGCUCCGGAUGCGAAAACAAUGGCUUCUGCUUCUGGCGACGGUACAAUCAAGCUUUGGAGCACGACGGCGGGUCUGAAGCGGACGCUGGAGGGCCACCGAGACUCAGUUGUCGACUUUGCGUUUUCGCCAGAUGGGAAGACAAUAGCGUCGGCAUCUCUUGACGGUACGAUCAAAAUCUGGUGCAGCACGGGGGACUUACACAAAACACUGGAUUUACGUGAUGAGCAAGUCGAGGAUGUUUGUUUCUCGCACGAAGGAAGAGUGGUCCAUUCUGCACACUACGAUUGUGAGGAAAGCAUUUGGUCCGUUGUGAAUGCGAAGGACGGCGUAACACGAGACGACCGUUGGGUCAAUAGGCUUGUGUUCUCGUCUAAUGGAAAGCUAGUAGUUUCCGGCUGCAGUGACGGCAGCAUACAGUUGUUGGACUGCAAUGGGAACUUGCAGCACUCGCUAAAAGGCCACAGCAAGUCGGUUAACUCAGUUGCGAUAUCUCCCGACAGCAAGCUAGUCGUUUCGGGAUCAGCAGAUUAUACCGUCAAACUCUGGAGCACCACCGGAACUUGGAGGCGUACUAUUCAGAAUGAUGAUGGGGAGGUGAACUUAGUGACCUUUUCUCCUGAUGGCGGCAUUAUUGUGUGCACUUCCGAGUACGGGGCGGCCAAGUUCUGGGAUACCAAAGGAGAUCUGCAGUGCACCCUUGGCGGGAUGGCAAAGAAGAUCGAAUGCGUGGCAUUCUCUCCCAAUGGCACCCUGGCUGCAACAGGGUUUAGAGACGGUACAGUGAGCCUGUGGCAUACAGACAAGUGGGCUCUACACUGUACCCUCAGCGGCCACGACUUGGUAAGGUGGUUGGAAUUCUCUCCCGACGGGCAACAGCUGGUUGCGGUGUCUUGGAAAACGGCAAAGGUCUGGCAGUUGAACUCGGACACCAGAGCACCACAGAACACGACGUUGAAAGGACAUUCCGGGCAUAUCAAUUGUGCUGUCUUCUCACCCGACAGCAAACUCGUAGCUUCUGGAUUGGGCGACGGCACGGUGAAGAUCUGGGACGCCACCAUCGCCAAUUCCGAUUCCGAAUACAAUCAAGCCGCACAUACGGACGCCGUGGGAAGGGUGCUAUUCUCACCAAAUGGGAAACAAGUCGCAUCGGGCUCAUCUGACAUCCGGCUCUGGGACGCGGAUACAGGUCGUCUGCAACAUAUCCUCUCACACGUCAGAAGGGGGAACACAGACUUGCUCUAUUCCUCGAAUAGCACAUUGUUAAUCUAUAAUGGCGCGUUUUCUGAAGGGCCUGAAAUCUGGAAUACGUCGACCGGCGCUUUGGUAUAUACCAGCUUCCCGGGUGAACCCUCCGACACAAUUUACGGGGUGCAAUUCUCCCCCGAUGCUAAUCUCGUGGCCUAUCGCUUGCGGGACGCGUUUGAACUCAGACACACAUCUUCGCAGGAACUGGCUUACUCGGUGAAAGCCACCAGGGAUCUCUACUCUCACGCAUUGCUUAUUUUCUCGCCCUCUAACGCGUUGGUUGCGACAUAUUCCGCAUUCCCUUAUCCCUACACUGAACAAACAGGGACGGAAGCAGAAAAAAGUGUCAAAACCCUGGCAAACUGGCGCGGGGAUCGAAAUAUCUCCAUCCUCAAUGCCACAACCGGAGCCAUCCAAAGCGUCAUAAGUGGCCAUGCAGAUCUAGCCAAGACUGUCACGUUCUCGCCCGAUGACCGUUUCGUGGCGUCUACGUCCGCGGAUAGGACAGUGAAACUCUGGCAGACUGCGACGGGGGGGUUGGAAGACUGUUUCCAACACUCGAUGCUCGUCACCGCCGUGGCAUUCUCACCGGAUACCCGAACUCUCGCUUCGAGCUCCAGCGACAACACAAUAAGGCUCUGGGAUACCGCUUCCGGAACAUUACGAUAUACCUUUCCCGGUGCGGAGGGUGUCGACGGCCUCUCCUUCUCAGAGGAUGGGAGGUACCUGCAAACCGAUCUUGGCUCAAUUGACAUCGAGGCGUCGAAGGCGAAAGGGGCAUGUGUGUUCCGUCCUAAAAUGGUCUCCGUAGAGGGCUGCGAGUGGGUUUGCCUCAAUGGCGAGAAGGCGCUCUGGCUUCCGCAUGAAUAUCGCGGAGCUAUUGCUGUGCGAGAUGCGAGGGUGGUUAUUGGGCAUGCAACUGGGGCUCUUACGUUCAUGGAGUUUUACUUUGGCACUGACACCGCAGAGGCGUGCUGUGGCCCUAAGUAUUGA
Molecule: messenger RNA, 4905 nt
Organism: Aspergillus mulundensis
Lineage: Eukaryota; Fungi; Ascomycota; Eurotiomycetes; Eurotiales; Aspergillaceae
Exons: 3
Coding region: 1-4905 (1634 amino acids)
Biological process (GO): negative regulation of transcription by RNA polymerase II
Cellular component (GO): transcription repressor complex; nucleus
Molecular function (GO): protein binding
Source: RefSeq, a predicted model, not a curated record